AUGUUGAGGACGCGUUUACCGCAAACCUGUCGUUCCGUUGUAUCGACGUCGCAGUGCACGUACAACCUUCACACCGCCGCCGUCUUGCGGGCACAGGCUUCACGUCGGUCUGGAGGAUCUACUCGUAAGGUCAACCUCGCUAACAAGGAAGGGCGACGAAAAGACGCCCUCGCGAAUCGCCCCAGCUUUAUCUUGGGCACCCGUCCGAGUGACGAAGCGGAAAAAUGGCGGAACAGCAACCUCGCCGGCAUUCUCGUUGACGAAGUAGUGCUGUCACCCAAAUCGGAGCUGCCAACGACCACCGAGAUGGAACUGCGGAUUGGCAAAGUUAGCCUGCCAAAUCAGAUUGGUUUUGGCCUUGGGGACUCUGAAAAGAAGAUGCUAUUCAAUGACCUGCCCGUCUUGUCAGCUCAAGCAAUGACAUUAGCAACCGUGUCCCGACCCUACGAUGUAGCCAACGACGCUGCAGCAUCGCACCAAUUUUGGGAAGAAACCGAGCUGCGGAAGGCUAAUAUGUUUGCGAAGGUCCUUGAUCUACGAAAUGCCAACGCAGCUGGCAUUGCGUUCGAGAACCGAAGACGGAUUAUUGUUGCCUUCUCGACACCCGAAAACCCAUUCAGCCCUGGACGAGCUGAAGUGCAAGCUGCCCUUAAGACCUACAAGAUACGGAAGCUUUGGUCACAUCUUCAGAAAUUCAAACGGGAUUCAGGGAACCGUCUUGGCCUUCGAAAACUGAUCCAUGAACGCGCGAAAAUCCUUCGUUAUCUCAGGUCAGUGGACAGAGAUCGUUACGAAACCGUUCUGGAGCGGCUUGCCUUGGAGCCGGAGAGUGUAGAGGGAGAGUUGGUGGUAUAAGGCUCAGCGCUACAAACAUCUCAGUAUUCGAUAAAGCCAAAAACGAGAAAAACAUAUAAUAACACAUUUUGGCAAGACAAUACACGAUAUUGGUU
Laccaria bicolor S238N-H82 is the source of this 950-nucleotide messenger RNA. RefSeq lists its product as uncharacterized. Gene Ontology annotation, molecular function: structural constituent of ribosome. Bases 1 to 855 code for a protein of 284 amino acids. The record is from RefSeq and is a predicted model, not a curated record. Lineage: Eukaryota; Fungi; Basidiomycota; Agaricomycetes; Agaricales; Hydnangiaceae. Gene Ontology annotation, cellular component: ribosome. Gene Ontology annotation, biological process: translation. The transcript has 3 exons.